This is a messenger RNA of Hyaloscypha bicolor E, 1669 nucleotides long. RefSeq names its product beta-lactamase/transpeptidase-like protein. The transcript has a single exon. The record is from RefSeq and is a predicted model, not a curated record. Lineage: Eukaryota; Fungi; Ascomycota; Leotiomycetes; Helotiales; Hyaloscyphaceae. The coding region runs from base 217 to 1410 and encodes 397 amino acids.
CCAAAACAUUGCAACACUGCUUUCUUUCUUGUGUAGUCACGCUUCCAACAAGCGGGAUUUCGAUGCCCCGUCUUAUUUUUAGCCGACUGCCCCUGACUGAGCCUGGGCUUUAAUUCAACCGCAACCCCUCUCAAUACAAACGCAAAGACUCGCUCAUGCCUUCAUUUUAAUUUCAUUACGCUGCUUCUGAAGAGGACCUCAAAGACUUCAAUCAACAUGUCGACCAAUGAUCCUUUGGAGAGAAACGACGGUUCACUGCAAGGCUUCACCAAAGAUGGCCUUGCAGAAUUGGAUACACAAUUCCACAAGCUGGUAGACGACGGCAAGCUGGCUAAUGUCACGACUCUCAUCGCCCGCCACGGCGAGAUCGUUCAUCGUGACGCCUACGGCGUGCACGACAUCUCAGCAGCCGUCCCCGUCCCCGCCAAGACCACCAGCAUCUAUCGCAUCGCAUCCAUGCUGAAACCGAUCAUGGCUGCCGCCAUGAUGAUGCUGUGGGAAGAAGGCCUCUGGGCGCUCGAAGACCCGGUCUCCAAAUUCGUCCCAGAAGUCUCCAACCUCAAAGUCAAAGUCGAGAAGGAGGGAGGGGAGGUUGAACUGGUAGAUCAAGAUACGCCAAUGAAUAUGAAGCAGCUCAUGAGCCACACAGCGGGCUUUGUAGGUCGCGGAGAGUAUGACGCCAAUCAAAUGAGGAAAGGCGAUCUGCAAGACAUGAUUAAUAUCCUAAUUACGCUGCCACUGGCUUUUCAACCCGGCAAAGCAUGGCGCUACGGGCCCAGCGUUGACGUCCAGGGGUACAUCAUCGAGAAGCUCACUGGCCAGCUACUCGAUGACUUCCUCGCGCAGCGUCUCUUUACACCCCUGGGGAUGGCCGAUACCGGCUUCGUGCUCCCAGCUUCCAAGCUAGAGCGCCUGGUAAGCAACCACAAGGAUGACGGGACUGGCCAGCUGGUGUCUGUUCCCCUUGAAGGAACGUACAACACCACUAGACCUAAGUUUAUCGGCGGCGGCAUGGCGAUUCUCUCUACGCUCGACGACUACUUCCGUUUCUCGCAGAUGCUGCUUAACGGCGGGGAAUUCGAGGGGAAGCAGUACUUGAAACCCAGCACUAUCGAGCUGAUGCGCACGAGCGUGCUUGAGCCUGGCGUGCACCUGAAGACUGGUGCUUAUGUGAUUGAGAAUUUAGGAUUUGGUCUCGGGGUGGCGAUCGUGCAAAAUCAAGUGCAGAGGAUGAGUAGUCAGAAGGUGGGGAGCUACUUUUGGGGUGGCUUGUUUGGGACUUGGUUUUGGAUUGAUCCGACAAACCAAGUGGUCGUUGUGGGGUUUAUUAAUGACUUAGAUUGGUCAAAGAAGGUGCCAUUCCUGAGGGAGAUCUGUGCGAAGUGGGUUUAUAAGGCUUUGAAGGAAUGAGGGCGAGGUUGAAAGGGUAAUUCGAAGAUUUUGACGGGAGAGAAUAUUGGGAAGAGUGGAGAAUCUUUCGACUUAUACAGCUCUUGAAAUUCUUUCGUACUUACGACCAUUCAGUAUCAGCUGGUAACUUCGGGAUGAGAAGGCCUCAGCUAAUACUUCACAAAAGAGACGAUGCAAUUAUGAUCAAAGUACUGAAGGAAUCUAGUCUCGCAUACCACAUCCCCUAAACAGCAACUCUUGUAAGAUUACUUAAGCCAGC